Messenger RNA from Nannizzia gypsea CBS 118893, 813 nucleotides. Its product is annotated as actin cytoskeleton protein VIP1. Gene Ontology annotation, molecular function: RNA binding. Bases 1 to 813 code for a protein of 270 amino acids. Lineage: Eukaryota; Fungi; Ascomycota; Eurotiomycetes; Onygenales; Arthrodermataceae. The transcript is spliced from 3 exons. The record is from RefSeq and is a predicted model, not a curated record.
AUGUCUUCUACCGUGCAUGUGGCGAACAUCUCGCCCAAGACCACCGAGAAGGAAGUCAGAGAUUUCUUCAGCUUCUGUGGAAAAAUCACCUCGUUGUCGCUCACUCCAAGCAGCGGGGAUGCCGAGGCAACCCAGUCCGCAACCGUCACAUUCGAGAAGGAGACUGCCUCUAAGACUGCACUUCUACUAGACCAGACACAGCUGGGUCCCUCUGCCGUCCAGGUCACCGCUGCACCAAGCAUUGACGACCUAGCCGGCGAAAAGGCCACCACUGCCCAUGGAGCUCGGGACGAAGCCAACAACCACCUCGACCAAGAAGACAAACCACGCUCUCGAAUCUUUGCCGAGUACCUCGCCCACGGCUACGUCAUCAGCGACCAGGCCAUCGAAAAGGCUAUUUCUCUGGACAAGUCCCACGGCAUAUCCGCUCGGUUCAACACCGUCCUCAAGAACUUCGACUCAAAGUACCAUGCCACCGAUAAGGCCAAGGGCAUCGAUGAGAGCUACGGCAUCUCUGACAAGGCUGUAAGUGGCUGGCGCGGACUAAGCUCUUACUUCGAGAAGGCCCUUGAUACCCCUACUGGUCGCAAGAUUAGAGACUUCUAUCUCCAGAGCGACAAGCAGGUCCGAGACAUCCACACCGAGGCCCGUCGUCUCGCAGACUUGAAGCAUACUUCUGGUUCUUCUCACGAAUCAGCUGUAGGACAAACCGCGCAUACCACUGAGGGUGCCCCUACUGCUCCCACAGGUGUCCCAGUCGGCGACCCUUCUGCCCCUACGACCGUACCAGGAACUUCCGCUGAGACCAAAUAG